AUGGCACAGGCGGGGGCAUCAUACAAUAACCCAUUAAAGAAGUACAAACUAGUUUUUCUAGGCGAACAAAGUGUGGGGAAAACUUCUCUGAUAACGAGAUUUAUGUACGAUUCCUUCGAUAAUAUGUAUCAAGCCACGAUAGGGAUAGACUUUCUAUCGAAAACAAUGUAUUUAGAAGAUCGGACUGUCCGAUUACAGCUAUGGGAUACGGCCGGGCAAGAAAGAUUCCGAAGCUUGAUACCCUCUUAUAUUCGUGAUUCAAGCGUCGCAGUAGUUGUAUUUGACAUCUCAAGCGCCAAAUCAUUCGAAAACACGCGAAAAUGGGUCGACGAUGUGCGAGGUGAACGUGGCAACGACGUCAUUAUAGUUCUCGUGGGCAACAAAACUGACUUAAAUGAUAAACGCGAAGUGACCACAGCACAAGGAGAAGAGGAGGCAAAGAAAAACAAUCUAAUGUUUAUCGAGACAAGCGCUAAAUUAGGACACAAUGUCAAAAAUCUUUUCCGAAGGAUUGCGCAGGCACUACCUGGUAUGGAUACAGCAGAGGCAAAUGUUGCUACAGGAAACCAAGUCAUCGAUGUGAACAUUAAUCCGUCAUCGACAAGCCAAGAUGGGUGUGCUUGUUAG
Messenger RNA from Blumeria graminis f. sp. triticale, 627 nucleotides. The record is from the annotation of a GenBank genome assembly. NCBI's taxonomy places the organism in Eukaryota, Fungi, Ascomycota, Leotiomycetes, Helotiales, Erysiphaceae.